Diaporthe amygdali is the source of this 2778-nucleotide messenger RNA. RefSeq lists its product as uncharacterized. Bases 1 to 2778 code for a protein of 925 amino acids. The transcript has a single exon. Gene Ontology annotation, molecular function: ATP hydrolysis activity; ATP binding. Gene Ontology annotation, cellular component: cytosol; cytoplasm. NCBI's taxonomy places the organism in Eukaryota, Fungi, Ascomycota, Sordariomycetes, Diaporthales, Diaporthaceae. The record is from RefSeq and is a predicted model, not a curated record. Gene Ontology annotation, biological process: cellular response to heat.
AUGAAUUCCAAAAUGGAGUUCACGGAUCGAGCCAAGAAGGCCUUGGAGGACGCCAUGGCUCUGGCAGAACAAUACGCACACAGUCAACUCCUACCAGUCCACCUGGCUGUGUCUCUCCUUGAGCCUCCUCCAGACCAGUCCAAAGACCAGCAGAAUGGCCCUACAUCCAUCAGCAGCACUCUCAUGCGCCAGGUCAUCGAGCGAGCACAUGGUGACCCACAGCUCUUCGAUCGGUCCCUCAAGAAGACGCUCGUCCGCCUGCCUAGUCAAGACCCACCCCCGGAGAAUGUCUCCAUGGCCCCAACAUUCAACACAGUCCUCCGCAAGGCCACCGAGCUGCAGAAGGUCCAAAAAGACAGUUACAUCGCCGUCGAUCACCUCAUCACAGCACUUGCAGAGGACUCGACCAUAGCUAAUUGCCUGAAGGAGGCAAAUAUCCCCAAGGCAAAGCUCGUCCAAGAUGCAGUUCAGGCAAUUCGUGGCACAAAGCGGGUCGAUUCCAAGACAGCUGACACGGAGGAGGAGUCUGAGAACCUCGCCAAGUUCACCAUCGACAUGACCGCCAUGGCACGGGAAGGUAAAAUCGACCCUGUCAUCGGUCGUGAGGAGGAGAUUAGAAGGGUCGUCCGAAUCCUGUCCCGCCGAACCAAGAACAACCCCGUUCUCAUCGGUGAACCGGGUGUCGGUAAGACAACCGUCGUCGAAGGUCUAGCACAACGGAUCGUCAAUGCCGAUGUGCCCGACAACCUGGCUCAGUGCAAACUGCUCUCGCUCGACGUCGGUGCCUUGGUUGCUGGCAGCAAGUACCGGGGUGAGUUUGAGGAGAGGAUGAAGGGCGUCUUGAAGGAGAUCCAGGAGUCCAAGGACAUGAUUGUACUCUUCGUGGACGAGAUUCACUUGCUCAUGGGCGCCGGAUCUUCAGGGGAGGGAGGCAUGGACGCAGCCAACCUGCUGAAGCCCAUGCUGGCCCGCGGUCAGUUGCACUGUAUCGGUGCCACCACUCUGGCCGAGUACCGCAAGUACAUCGAGAAGGAUGCUGCCUUCGAACGACGUUUCCAACAAGUCAUCGUCAAGGAGCCGUCCAUCCCGGAGACGGUCUCUAUCCUGCGAGGACUGAAGGAGAAGUACGAAGUCCACCACGGUGUCAACAUCGCCGACGCCGCCAUUGUUUCUGCCGCCAACCUUGCGGCUCGGUACCUUACUUCUCGCCGUCUGCCCGAUUCCGCCGUCGAUCUCAUUGACGAGGCAGCAGCAGCUGUGCGGGUGGCGAGGGAGUCUCAGCCAGAAAUUAUCGACAGUCUUGAGCGACGACUGCGACAGCUGAAGAUUGAGAUUCAUGCCCUCACACGCGAGAAGGACGACGCGUCUAAGGCCCGUCUAGCGCAGGCCAAGCAGGAUGCUGCCAACGUUGAGGAUGAGCUGCGCCCUCUGCGCGAGAAAUACGAGAGCGAGAGGAAGCGUGGCAAGGACAUCCAAGAGGCCAAGAUGAAGCUUGACCAACUCAAGGUCAAGAUGGAGGAAGCUAGCCGAAUGGGUGAUCAUGCUCGCGCCGCCGACCUGCAGUACUAUGCCAUCCCCGAGCAGGAAACCAUGAUCAAGCAGCUCGAGAAAGAUAAGGCCGCCGCAGAUGCUGCGUUGCACGCCAAUCCAAUGGAUGGUGGCGGCUCAAUGAUCACCGAUAUCGUCGGACCCGACCAGAUCAAUGAGAUUGUUUCCCGUUGGACCGGCAUCCCAGUCACCCGACUCAAGACCACUGAGAAAGACAAACUGCUCAAGAUGGAGGGUGCUCUUGGCAAGAUCGUUGUCGGCCAAAAGGAGGCUGUACAGGCUGUCUCCAAUGCUAUUCGUCUCCAGCGCUCGGGUCUCAGCAACCCCAACCAACCACCGAGUUUCCUAUUCUGUGGUCCAUCCGGAACAGGCAAGACGCUACUUACCAAAGCCCUUGCUGAGUUCCUAUUCGACGAUCCAAAGGCCAUGAUCCGGUUCGAUAUGUCAGAGUACCAAGAGCGACACGCACUCAGCCGUAUGAUCGGUGCUCCACCAGGGUACGUCGGGCACGACGCAGGUGGCCAACUGACAGAAGCCCUUCGUCGCAAGCCAUUCUCCAUUUUGCUCUUCGAUGAGGUCGAGAAGGCGGCGAAGGAGAUCCUUACCGUCCUCCUGCAACUCAUGGAUGACGGCCGCAUCACCGAUGGCCAAGGACGUGUUGUCGAUGCCCGAAACUGCAUCGUCGUCAUGACUUCUAACCUCGGUGCCGAGUAUCUGGCUCGUCCCAACGCUAAGGACGGAAAGAUCGACCCGACUACUCGAGAGCUUGUCAUGAAUGCCCUGCGCAACUACUUCCUACCUGAGUUUCUCAACCGUAUCAACUCGAUAGUCAUCUUCAACCGCCUCACCAGGAGGGAGAUCCGCAAAAUUGUCGACUUGCGCAUCAGCGAGAUCCAGAAGCGUCUCAACGACAACGACCGAAACGUGCACAUCUCAGUGUCCGACGAAGCCAAGGACUACCUCGGCAACGCCGGGUACUCACCUGCUUAUGGUGCCCGGCCGCUAUCUCGUCUCAUUGAGAAAGAGGUGCUCAACCGGCUCGCCGUGCUCAUUCUGAAGGGCAACAUACAAAACGGCGAGUCUGCUCGUGUUGAGCUGAUUGACAACAAGAUUACUGUCCUUCCAAACCACGGCGACAGCUCAGACUCAGAAGAGAUGUCCGUGGAUGAAGAAGAGGAUGCAGUGGAUGAGAUUGUCGGUGAUGACAUGGAUGAGGACAUCUAUGACUAA